This is a messenger RNA of Musca domestica (house fly), 1600 nucleotides long. Its product is annotated as probable cytochrome P450 6a14. NCBI's taxonomy places the organism in Eukaryota, Metazoa, Arthropoda, Insecta, Diptera, Muscidae. Gene Ontology annotation, molecular function: heme binding; monooxygenase activity; oxidoreductase activity, acting on paired donors, with incorporation or reduction of molecular oxygen. The coding region runs from base 51 to 1574 and encodes 507 amino acids. The record is from RefSeq and is a predicted model, not a curated record. The transcript has 2 exons.
GAAAAUAUUUGUGUCAGUUUAAUCUGGCGUCUUCAUUCGAAAGCACGAAAAUGUUGUCGCUUGUGCAAACGAUUCUGCUGGCCUUUGUUGCUGUUCUAAUCGGAUAUUUGUACAAUAUCUACACCUAUUGGAAGAGACGUGGCGUUGUGUACGAGAGACCAUGGCCGUUGUUUGGAAACUUCUGGGGAAUCGGGACCAAAUAUCACAUCCGUGAAAUAAAUCAACGUUUGUAUCGGAAAUUCAAGGGCCAGGCCCCGUUUGUGGGUACCUAUAUGUUUGUGCGCCGUGCCAGUUUGAUAAUCGAUUUGGAUUUGAUUAAAAAUAUUUUGAUUAAAGACUUUGCCAAUUUCCAUGAUCGUGGGGUGUUCAAUAAUGUGGAAGAUGAUCCGCUGACGGGUCAUCUGGUGGCGCUGGAGGGUGAGCAAUGGCGUGCCAUGAGAACAAAACUCUCACCAGUAUUCACCUCGGCUCGCAUGAAAUACAUGUUCUCCACGGUGGUGAGAGUGGGUGAAAAUCUCCAUAGGGUCAUGGGAGAAAUGCUGAGCGAGAGGUCCGAUCAGAUUUUGGAAAUAAAAGAUGUGUGUGCCCGUUUCACCACCGAUGUCAUUGGCACUUGUGCCUUUGGCAUUGAAUGCAAUAGCCUGAGAGAUCCUGAUGCCGAAUUUCGCCAAAAGGGUAAGGAUAUUUUUGGUAAGCCGCGACACAGUCCCCUGGUGCAGAUAUUCACCAUUACAAACAGCAAUCUGGCCAAGAAGUUGCAUAUGAAGCUCUUUCCGGAUGAUGUGGCCGAUUUCUUUAUGAGCGUGAUACGUCAAACUGUGGAAUAUCGUCAGAAAAAUAAUGUCAAAUGUAAUGACUUUAUGGAUCUGCUAAUUGAAAUGAAGGCCAAAAAUGAGGAAGAGGCCAAAGCGGGUAAAGGUAUUGAUUUGUCACUGGGCCUGACCCUGGAACAAAUGGCUGCCCAGACAUUUGUUUUCUUCCUGGCCGGGUUUGAGACCUCAUCGACCACCAUGUCAUUUGCCCUCUAUGAACUGGCCAAGCAUCCAGAGGUCCAGGAGCAGCUGAGAAAGGAAAUUCGGGAGAGUCUGGAGAAGACCAAGGGAGAACUGACCUAUGAGUCGUUGCAUGAAAUGCAGUAUUUGGAACAAGUGAUUGCUGAAACCCUACGCAUCUAUCCUGUCCUACCCAACCUUAUACGCCUUACCAAAUCUGACUACCAGGUACCGAAUACCAAUCAUGUCCUGGAAAAAGGCAUUAUGACCGUCAUACCCGUUCAUGCCAUACACCAUGACCCCGAGUACUACGACAAUCCGGAGGAAUUCCGCCCCUCACGUUUCACCCCCGAGGAAUGUUUGAAACGCCAUCCCUCGGCUUAUUUACCAUUUGGUGAUGGUCCCCGCAAUUGCAUUGGCAUGCGUUUUGGAAAAAUGCAAACCAAAAUCGGUUUGGUAUCCCUGCUGCGACACUAUCGUUUCGAGUGUUCUCCCCUCACCGAAAUUCCCCUCGAAAUGGAUAAGAGGAAUUUCUUGGCGGCCACUAAAAAUGGAAUAUUUUUGAAAGUUAUACCAUUGUGAGAUUGUUGUAGGGGGUUCUUUUUAUG